GCUUCUACAGACGCGCGCUGCGAAAUACGACGACGGUCAAGUAACAUCGAGGAUUUACUUAUAGAAUGGUGUGACAUAAUUAUAUCGUAUAGUAUAAAUCAGCAUGUACAAAGGCCAGUUUCUUUAUAGUUUGUAGAACCAUGAAAUAACAGAUUUCUGCCAGACACUUCCAUAGCUUACGUAUUUUAACAACUUUUUUGGAGAUCAUUCUUCUCAAAGGCUGAAUAGAUACAUGCAAUGGAGCGAGACCAAAGUUAGUAAGUUGUUUCGGGUAAAAUAUAUUGUUAUUGCGUGGUUUUCAAACUAUUAGAAAUCUCAUUGAGUCAGGGCAUUGGGACGUCGGCAUUCAGUUCUCUGGAGUCAUCCACGAGGAAAAGCUGGACAUAAAACUCCGGCAGAAUGAGCACAGAUAAAAACAACAGGGUAGAGGAUGAGGCGGUGCUGGACAGGGGGGCACGCUUCGUCAAGCAUGUCUGUGAUGAUGAAGAGGUGGAAGGUCACCGCACCGUGUACAUCGGCGUGCACGUGCCCAAGAGCUACCAGCGCCGGCGGCGCCACCGACGCAAGUCCAACCACAAGGAGAAGAAGGAGAGGCCAGCGGAGAGUGCGGGGGGCGAGAAAUCGGACGGGGAGAACGCCGACGAGGCGGCGCCCAACAUCUUCAAACCCCUCAUCUCCCCGGCAGCUGAGAGGAUCCGGUUUAUCCUGGGUGAGGACGACGAUGGCCCCCCACCUCCUCAGCUCUUCACAGAGCUGGACGAGCUGCUUGCCGUCGAUGGUCAGGAAAUGGAGUGGAAGGAGACGGCUAGGUGGAUAAAGUUUGAAGAGAAGGUGGAGAAAGGUGGAGAGCGAUGGAGUAAGCCCCACGUGGCCACCCUGUCUCUUCACAGUCUGUUUGAGCUGAAGACCUGCAUUGAGAAGGGCACCAUCCUUCUGGACCUGGAGGCCUCCACUCUUCCGCAGGUGGUCGAGCUGAUCACUGACAGCCAGAUUGAGAACGGUCAGCUAAAGCCUGAGCUGAAGGAUCAGGUCAUGUACACGUUGCUACGGAAACAUCGUCACCAGACCAAGAAGUCCAACCUACGCUCCCUUGCAGACAUCGGCAAGACUGUGUCCAGUGCCAGUAGGCUGUUUUCCAACCAAGAUCAGAACGCACGCAGUCCCCAUGAUCAAUCCCAGCUCUUUCCCCACUCACACCCACAAUCCCAACCCUUGUCCCAACCUCAGCCUGUGCCUUAUGCAUCCACACUUGGCCCUGAGGAACCCAUAGAGGAGAUCAAAAGGAGCUCCAGCAUGCAGUACCUCAGUAGCCCAACCACGGCCCAUCGGAACCUGACCUCGAACAGCCUCAGCGACUUCUCCGACCAACCAGAUAGAGACCAGCUGAAGAAUAAGUUUAUGAAGAAACUCCCCCGUGAUGCCGAAGCAUCGAAUGUUCUGGUCGGAGAGGUGGACUUCUUGGACUCUGCUUUUGUGGCAUUUGUCCGUCUACAGCAGGCUGUCAUGUUGGGGGCCCUGACGGAGGUCCCUGUCCCUACCAGGUUCCUGUUUGUACUACUCGGACCCAAAGGCAAAGCCAAGUCCUACCACGAGAUUGGACGAGCCAUCGCAACCCUCAUGUCUGAUGAGGUGUUCCACGACAUCGCCUACAAGGCCAAGGACAGACAGGACCUGCUGGCAGGCAUUGAGGAGUUCCUGGAUGAGGUCAUCGUCCUGCCCCCUGGGGAGUGGGACCCUGACAUCAGGAUAGAACCUCCCAAGUCCUUGCCCUCCUCCGACAAGAGGAAGAACCAGUACAAUACGGGUGGAGGGGAUGGGCUCCAGAUGAAUGGGGAUACCCCAGGGCAUGACGGGGGUCAGGGAGGAGGAGGAGGAGGCGGUGGUGGACAUGGACAUGUUGGACAAGAACUCAUGCACACUGGAAAGUUUUGCGGUGGGCUCAUCCUCGACGUCAAGCGGAAACUGCCCUUCUUUGCCAGCGACUUCUAUGAUGCCAUUAACAUUCAGUCACUGUCCGCCAUCUUGUUCAUUUACCUCGGCACCGUGACCAAUGCCAUCACCUUUGGAGGUUUGCUAGGAGACGCUACGGACAACAUGCAGGGUGUGUUGGAGAGUUUUCUGGGCACGGCAUUGACAGGGGCCAUAUUCUGUUUGCUGGCUGGCCAGCCUCUCACCAUCCUCAGCAGUACAGGUCCGGUACUGGUUUUUGAAAGGCUCCUUUUCAACUUCAGCAAGGACCAUGACUUUGACUACCUGGAGUUCCGGCUGUGGAUCGGCCUGUGGUCAGCCUUCUUCUGCUUAGUGCUGGUUGCCACGGACGCCAGCUUCCUGGUUCAGUACUUCACGCGUUUCACAGAGGAGGGCUUCUCUGCCCUCAUCUCCUUCAUCUUCAUCUAUGACGCCUUCAAGAAGAUGCUGAAGCUGGCCCAUUACAACCCCAUCAACUCCGAUUAUGACCCCAACUACAUCACCACCUACGACUGCCGCUGCCUCCCCCCUCCGGACGACGGCAAUAUGACGAGUCACUAUAGCGAUGCUUCUUCCUGGAUGAACGAUACUGAUCUGCCGGUAAAUGCCACAUGGGCUUCUCUCACUAAGACGCAGUGUCUUGAGUACGGGGGCAAACUGUCGGGUCCAUCCUGCGACUUCGUCCCUGACAUCACGCUGAUAUCCUUCAUCCUUUUCCUGGGGACCUACACAUGCUCCAUGUCUCUCAAGAAGUUCAAGUUCAGCCGCUUCUUCCCCACCACUGUGAGGAAACUGAUCAGUGACUUCGCCAUCAUCCUGGCUAUUUUGAUCUUCUGUGGUGUGGACGCCCUGGUCGGAGUGGACACACCCAAGCUCAUUGUGCCAACCGAAUUCAAGCCCACCAGCCCCCACCGUGGCUGGUUUGUGCCCCCAUUCGGAGGGAACCCUUGGUGGGUGUACCUGGUCUCAGCCCUCCCAGCUCUCCUGGUCACCAUCCUGGUGUUCAUGGAUCAGCAGAUCACUGCCGUCAUCGUCAACAGGAAGGAACACAAACUGAAGAAAGGGGCAGGCUACCACCUAGACCUGUUCUGGGUGGCAGUACUGCUGAUCGUAUGUUCCUUCAUGGGCCUGCCCUGGUACGUGGCUGCCACGGUCAUCUCCAUCGCCCACAUCGACUCUCUGAAGAUGGAGACCCAGUGCUCAGCACCUGGGGAGCAGCCUAAGUUCCUCGGUGUCAGGGAACAGAGAGUGACUGGUAUCAUGGUCUUCAUACUGACUGGCCUGUCUGUCUUCAUGGCUCCCAUGCUCAAGUUCAUUCCCAUGCCUGUUCUCUAUGGUGUGUUCCUCUACAUGGGCGUGGCGUCGCUCAACGGUGUCCAGUUCAUGGACCGGCUCCAGCUGCUCCUGAUGCCGGCCAAGCACCAGCCCGACCUGAUCUACCUGCGCCACGUCCCCCAGCGCCGCAUCCACCUGUUCACCUUCAUACAGGUCCUCUGCCUGGCCCUUCUCUGGGUCCUGAAGUCCACCGUCGCUGCCAUCAUCUUCCCCGUCAUGAUCUUGGCCCUGGUGGCAGUCCGAAAGGGCAUGGACUACAUCUUCUCCCAGCACGACCUCAGUUACCUGGAUGACGUUAUCCCAGAGAAAGACAAGAAGAAGAAGGAGGAUGAGAAGAGGAAGAAGAAACAGAAGAAAGGAAGUAUUGACAGUGAAAUCGAUUUUGAGCCCCGUCGUCCUUCCUGGAGCCGCACUCACGAUGCUGAGGACUACUUGGCACAUGCAACGCUAGCAAGUCUGAAUCCGUUUAGAAAAUCUGUGCCUCAGAUAAGGAUAGACAUGCAGCCAGAGGACAAGGGCUUCUUCUGGAAAAAACAGGCUCCAGGCUCUGAAACAUCCCUCUAGUCUAACCUUGUUCACACAACCCAACAGAACCAAAGCAUUACUCAACCCAAAACAGAGAUGUUUGAUGUUGCACCUUAUUCCCUUGUGUGCUGUUUUGGUCAAACAUAAGGCACUAUGUAGGGAAUAACUUUCAGAUGUAACCAAAGACUACUACUGUAGCCUCUUUCAUUCAGUAUAACUGUUUUUUUAGUUAUUUAAAAUAUCCUGCUGAAGUACACAUUUUAAAUGUAAGUUAACAUUAUUCUUCUCUCUGAGAAGUAUCUGGGGUACCCUUGGGAAAGGUUAAUAUGUGUCGGGGGUUCUUUAGACAGUUCUUCAUUUGCUGUAGAGUUCAUGCUCUGUACCAAGUACAACUUUGUGAAGUUCUUCGUGAGCCAGUUAUUGCUUAUUUGUGGUUGUGGUAUGAAUGAUUUACUAAGUCACAAACUAAUGCAGUGCUUUAUGUGUUCAUAAUACAUGGCUGUUAGGUCAUUAAGUCAAACACACUUUAUUAUGCAAAUCUUAUGGAGCUGUGAAAUUACAGACUUUACAGAAUUAUAGACUUCAUUCGGUUCUAUGCCAGCUGGAACAAACUUUAAAAUACUAUGAUGUUUUAAUGUCCUGCUCCCCACCAUAGGCCCAUACUGUUCUGAUUCUUGUACAUUAUGUUCUUCCGUCCUUUAAUUUACCCCUUCACACUGGUAUGGUAUUGCCAUAUUUAUUAAAUCUCGAUCUAUGCACAAUUAUGUAUGCUCUUAAACCAAAAUGUUGGUUUUGCUUGUUUUGUUCUCAGUCAAAAACUGAGCAGCUUUUCUUAUUAAAUUGUAAUCAGUAAUGUAUGCUGCCAGGAUAGGGUCAAUUUCAAUCAUUUAUUUUAAAUUCCAGUUAAAUUCUUGAAAUUGCUUGUGAAAUUGUGAGGGAAAAUUUUUUUAAUCAGAUUUCCAACAAUCGUCAGGUUAAGGUUUUAAAAUUGAACUGUUUAGACAAUUCAACAGUAUUUACAGCAGGAGGGAGUUGACGUGGAAUUACAUUUGUGCAAUUAACCCCAAUCCUGAUCUGUUGUUCCUAUUAGCUUUAAAAUGAGACAGAAGGACUCCAACUGCAAUUAUCUGUAGUAUGGAUUGAAAUAUAUGAAUAUACUUGUAUUUGUAGCUCUACCUCUCUGACUUAAUUUAGGUGCAGACAUUUUAACUACAGUAUGAUGAAUUUAUUAUUAUUAUGCAAUGAUCUGUCAUUUGUAAUAGUGAAUUAUUUAAUGUUAAGUAGUGCCCAGCAUAGGCUCUCUUCACUUUCAGAGUUCCUUUUGCUCUGACUAGUUCUUUAAAUUGUAUUUUGUAUAUUGAAAGGAAAAUGCAAUGACAGUGACGUAUAUUAUAUCACUGUGAGAUUUUAAUUGCGGUAAUAAUGAAUUACUUAUCAAUCGUUAAUGGUGACAUUGUUUUUACAUUUGUCAGUGGGGCAACAUUUGUAUUACCUUUUUUAAUUAAUGGAUAUUUAGUAAGUUUUGUUUUUGUAAUUACGAAAUGAUAUUAAACUGAUUAUGAUCUGAUAAAAUAAUGAAAAAUAAGUAAUAAUUAGUCAAUGCAGUGAUGAAAUGUCUUGCAUUUCUGCAAAACAAAUGCUGUGUAAUGACUUUUCACUAAGUUCCAUACUGACUGCAGGUAGUUCCACAACCAUUCAACAAUACAUGUCGUCCAUCAGCUAGCUCUCUAUUCAACAUUUGUCUCAUUAUGUACAGUUUACAAAUUGAGGCUUAAAUUAUUUACUUAUUUAAAAUAAAUCCUGUACUGGAAUUCAUCUACAUGCUGUAACGUGGUGAAGAUUUGGGUUAAACUGUCUUAUUGAUCACUGGGUUUGUAAAUUAUAAAAAUCAAACCUAUUUAAACAUUAAUCUCAGCUAGCUUUAUUGCAUGUUUCCCUUUGAUAUCUUAUGCUGUUAUCUACUUGCAACCUUCCAGGUGUGUUUCAAAGCUAAUAAAAUAGUCCAGUGAUAAUACUCAAAGAUUAUAUUUGUUUUCAUCUUGAGUGGUAUGAAGAUAAACCCAAGAUUGUAUUGUAGGUUUAUCUAAACGAUGAGAGGACUGAGGUGGAUGUGGAAAUGAUGGUACACUUUUAAUCCGGGCCAUUACUGAUGUCAUGUUUUCUAACCCAAAUACGCACCAUCCCAUUUUGAUCAGUCUUGGGACAAAUGGUAAUCAUGUGUAUAUCCUGAUUACAUUUUUUGUAUUUUAGAUUAGGCUUAGUCCAUAUGU
Esox lucius (northern pike) is the source of this 6098-nucleotide messenger RNA. RefSeq names its product solute carrier family 4 member 4b (gene slc4a4b). NCBI's taxonomy places the organism in Eukaryota, Metazoa, Chordata, Actinopteri, Esociformes, Esocidae. Gene Ontology annotation, biological process: transmembrane transport; bicarbonate transport; regulation of intracellular pH. The record is from RefSeq and is a predicted model, not a curated record. Gene Ontology annotation, cellular component: basolateral plasma membrane; plasma membrane. Gene Ontology annotation, molecular function: sodium:bicarbonate symporter activity; solute:inorganic anion antiporter activity; monoatomic anion transmembrane transporter activity. The transcript is spliced from 26 exons. The coding region runs from base 400 to 3867 and encodes 1155 amino acids.